UCUGGAGUUUAAUUGUAACAGUUCGAGUCCAGCGAGAGAACAACACUAGGGACAGAGAGAGGAAGAGGAAGAGGAAGAAGAUGAUGUCAGAAGCUCAUUUUGUCUGAAUAACAAAGUCUCUUGGAAGUUAGUUCGUGUGAAUCUUUCCAUUUUUUUGGCAUCUCCGAUCUCUCUCUGUUCUUCAAGCAGUCCAGACCAAAAGAGGAAGCAGCUAAAAGCCACAGGUUUGCUUGCAGGAGGUAUUUGAAACUCUAAUACUAAGCAAUGCAGUCUCCAAAACCGAGGCCGGGAUCUUUGGAGGUGCCUCAUAAGAAAUCUCCUACAGCAACUCCUAGAACUGCUCGUAAGCUCAAAACUGCAGAAACUGAUCCGGUUUCAUCUCCCAACCCAAAAACAAGGACACCAAAAGCUCAGAGCCCAAAGGUAGUUGCUGAUCGCCGUUCUCCAAGAACCCCUGUAAAUGAGAUUCAGAAGAAACGGACAGGGAGAACACCCGAAGUAGCAUCUCAGAUAUCUCACCUGCAAGAGGAGCUAAAGAAGGCAAAGGAACAGCUAAACGCUUCAGAAGCUUCAAAGAAAGAAGCUCAAGACGAAGCAAACGAGACAAAACAUCAGCUAAUGGAGAUCAACGCCUCCGAGGACUCAAGAAUCGACGAGCUUCGCAAACUCUCUCAGGAACGAGACAAAACAUGGCAGUCCGAACUCGAAGCAAUGCAGAGACAGCAUGCCAUGGACUCAACUUCUCUAGCUUCUGCAAUGAGCGAAGUUCAGAAACUGAAAGCACAGCUGUCCGAAUCUGAGUCCCUUGAGAACUUGAGGAUGCUGUCUCUUGUUGAGGAACUUAGAGGGGAACUGUAUGACGCAAAGGAAGGAGAAGCUAGAGCUCAUGAGAUUGUUUCAUCAACCGAAAAGCAGUUAGAGAUAGCUAACUUGACGCUCGAGAUGCUGCGUUCGGACGGUAUGAAGGUGUCGGAAGCUUGUAACGCCCUUACAACCGAGCUGGAGCAGUCCAAAUCGGAGGUGAAGUCGCUAGAGAAGCUCGUGAGACAGCUCGAGGAGGACUCGUCAUCAGUGGAAGAGCUCAAAGAAGAGGUAAACGCUGCGAGGGAUGAGAUUAGCCACCUGAAAUCUGCGGUGGAAGUGACUGAGAGAAGGUACCAAGAAGAGUAUGUCCAGAGCACGUUGCAGAUAAGAAGUGCUUAUGAGAGAGAGGCUGAGUUAGGGGAAGAACUGAAGAGAGCCAAAGGUGAAAGAGAGGCUUUGCAUGAAAGGUUAAUGGAUAAGGAAGCUAAGGUGAGGAUACUGGCUGAUGAAAACGAGUUGCUCAACUUGAAAAUCAAAGAAACAGAAGGGCGUGAGGUUACAGGAGAGCUCAAGAAGGUGGAAUCAAAUCUGAUGGACAAGGAGAUGGAGCUGCAGAGUGUAAUGUCCCAAAACGAGAGCCUCAGGAGCGAGAUGGAGAAGGUGCAGAGCGAGAAGAACAAGGCCUUAGAGAGGGUUGAGAGUCUGAAGGAAGAAGCGGAUAAGAGUGCGAAGAGAGGUGAGAAAGCGAUAGAAGAGCUAGGGGCAGCACAAGUCAGUAACACGGAGCUAGAAGGUGAGCUAAGGAGACUCAAGGUUCAGUGUGAUCAGUGGAGGAAAGCUGCAGAAGCAGCAGCUACUAUGAUCUCUGAUGGUAACAAGAACGUUAAUGGGAAGUACGUGGAGAGAACGGGGUCGCUGGAGAGUCCGUUGAGGAGGAACGUGAACAUGAUGUCGCCGUAUAUGGACGAAACUGAUGAUGAUUUGUCUUCGCCGAAGAAGAAGAAUGGGAGUAUGCUUAAGAAGUUUGGUGUGUUACUGAAGAAGAGCCAGAAGUGAUAACUAAUGUAUGGAAAAAAAAACUACCAUUGUUGUCUUUAAUGUUGUAAGCUUUGUUGUCGUUGUUGGUGCGAACUAUAUUCACUUCUUUUUUUCUUAUUGACUAAGCUCAAACUCUGACAUAUGUUGAUGAAUCUCAUCUUUGUUGUUACCAAUUUAUGUUUUGUGAA
Molecule: messenger RNA, 2030 nt
Organism: Brassica oleracea var. oleracea
Lineage: Eukaryota; Viridiplantae; Streptophyta; Magnoliopsida; Brassicales; Brassicaceae
Product: interactor of constitutive active ROPs 2, chloroplastic-like
Exons: 4
Coding region: 265-1860 (531 amino acids)
Source: RefSeq, a predicted model, not a curated record